GGGCUUGUUGCCGCCCUGAUCGCGGUGGGAACGAGCCAGCCACCCCCGGGAAGCGGACCUGCGCCUGCCGUGGCUCGCCUUCGUUCGUCGUUUCACGUCCAGGGCCGGUGCAGCGUUCGAGUGACAGAUCGAGCCAACAUGAGACGCCGGGGCCAGUGACAAUGGAUCGAGCGAACGACGCACCUCCAGGCCCCGUGGACGGCAACGCAGCGCACAGCUGCCACCCUGCCUUCUUCUUCUAGCACGGCCGUGCCUUGAGCGACCUCCCGGGGGACACCCUCCGAGAACGCAACUGGGAGCACCGGAACGCCUUUACGAAUCGUCGGCGCGCACAUAUAUACAAAACCGAAAAGGCGGGGAGAAGAGAUUCUCUCCCUAAGCAGAAACGGAAGUACGUCACUCUGAGAGACGGAGGUAGGCACUUUACGACGUCGACAUACGCAAGCCUGAAGCUCGAAAGGUUGUGAGAGAAACUUCGACGAAUCUUCCCGCCGGCUAGUGUUUGACGGAGCUGCGGAAACAAAACGAGCUUCGCAGAGAGAGGGAGAGAGGGAGAGAGAAAAAAGAAACGAACGAGAAACUUCACUACCUGGGCACCCGCCCACCUGUCGCUGAUCGAUCUCGAGUGUUCUCAAGUCGGUCGUUCCGUGUAUGAGUGUGUGUGAAUUGUGCGCGAAGUGUAUCGGGAGAAAAGCCCGAAGAGCCGCUGCGAGGUCCACGGGGGGAUCUAACGGCCAGACGCGCAGUUCGCCAGGUAUCAGUGUCAAUUCUAUCUGCAGCGUGGAUACGAAAAUCCCCUUCCCACUGGUCUUCGUCUCCGAGUAGCUUGACCCUCCAAAAGUGCCGAUUGUGUAGCGAAACGGAAGGACAUUCCGAGGAGUGUCGCCAAGACACGUCGUGACCGAAGGGAUUGUGCCUCUUCAAGCGCCCUGCUAGCGCCGUCCUGCUGAGUGCGGGCCCUUACCGAAGCGACUCCUUCUGAGUGUAGCCUCUUGCUGAGGCGAUUCCUGCUGCGUGUGUCUCUUGCUGAAUGGAUUUCUGCCGGGUGUGUUCCCUCUUUACAGCAGUUCCUCCAGAGUUUCACCUCUGUUGAAUGAAUUCCUGCUCUGUUUGGGCCCUCCUGCUGAAUGUAAGCCAUUGUGAAGCGACUCCUUCUAAGUGUGGUCCUUGCUGAGUGGGUUUCUGCCGAGUGCUCUCCCUUGAGGAAGCAAUUCCUAGUGAGUGCGGACCCUUGCUGAAGCGAUUCCUGCUGAGUGCGGGCCCUUACCGGGUGCGGGCUCUUGCUGAGUGCGGGAAGUUGUCUGUGCCGGUGGUCUCCUCGUGAGCGAGUCUAGCCAGGAGGUGGUGGUGCUCGAGUGCGCGUCGAGGGCACGACCCGCUCCGACGGCCGUGCCAGAGUGCCGCGGAGGCCCCGGCCAUGGCGACCAGCGUCGAGGUCAGCAGGAAGGCGCGCUGUGGCCCCGCGCCGCCAGAAUGCACCUGGCGGGCCGCUUCUUCAUGACGCCCGGAGUGGCCCGGGGGCCGCCGGAAAGAGGCAUGGAUCUGGACCUGAGUCAGCUGACCCUGGCCGAGAAAGAGGCCAUCCUGCGCGUCAUCAAGCGCGACGAGGCCCUGCGAAAGAUGGAGGAACGGCGCAUCCUACACCUGAAGGCGGAGUUGCAGCGUCUCCGCAAGCGAGGCGCCCUGCGACCGGGCCUGGACCCGGCGCGCAGCUGUGCCCGCUGCCUGGCUGCCCUGGGCCGCAUCCUGAACAGGGGGGCCCCGUGCCCGGCCUGCCGAAAGAAGGUCUGCAGGGACUGCCGGCUCUUCGAACCGGGCGCCGCCGAAGGCUCGGACCAGUGGCUCUGCGUCGUCUGCCACAAACAGAUGGAGCUCAAGGCAACGUCCGGCCAAUGGAUGCAGGACCUGUGCCGCAGGUCGAGCCGACGCCGGAAGUUGAACGGACCGCCCGUGACAGACCUUCUGGGCCGGGCCCUGGAGUGUUCCAGGGACUGCCAGCCGUCACAAGAGCGUGGAUCUCCAGGAAGGGCACGUGACGCCCCCGACUCCUACUACCCGAGACCCCCCGCCCCCUUCGGUGCUACCGCCGCCGCAUCUUCGUCGCACCCGGACUCGCCGCAGUCCUUGCUCACAGCGCAGGACAGCCUGUCCUCCGAAGUGGCCGACUCGGCCGACGACUCGGCCAGCUGCUCAGCGUCCAAGCCAACCGCCGCCUCCGAGCGGACGUCGGCGUCUUCUACGCCGCCCACCGCCCACCUGUCCCCUACGGGAGCCCGCUGGGCGCCGCUCAGGGGACCCCUCAGAGCGCCUCUGCGGAAACUGCCCCGUCAGGGCUCCCUGUCUUCGUCCAGCGACAGCCUCUCCGCUGAGCCCCGGACCAAGGAGGCGCUCGAAGAGUCGCCGCCAGUGCCGUUCCCCAGGACGAAGCGGCAGAGCCCGCAGCGCCAGGCCAAAGUCCAGGAGAAGUCCGCCGAAUGCGAGCCGCAGCAUCAGCGUCUUCCAGAGCCCAAGGCGCCCGUGGCGGCGUCCCUGUCGGCGCCCGCGUCCCCGGCAUUUAGGGCCCGCGCCCGGAGUGCCUUGACGGUGACGUACAGCAGUCCACCGUGCGUCCAGGACGGACCACCCCGAGCUUCGAUGAACGGUGGCGAGCGCCCAGCGCCCGUCCGCAAGGCGACGGCACCCGAACUGACCGGACUGGAGAGGGCCAAGGAGGUGGCCUUCCGGAGGGUCACCCUCAGCAAGGUCAGGAUGGACAGCAAUGAUGGCGACGUCAUGGACCGAGCAGCCUGCGAGUCCCUCCCUUGCACCCCCACUGACCCCGACGACAGUCCCCCAUUCCCCAUCCUGCCCCCUCCGCUUGUCUUUGACGACUUUCUCUUUUCUCGCGACGCGCACGGCGACCCUAACCACGCGACGCUAACCGGCGAACCUCUUUCCGUUCCCACUAACGCUCCGAGUCCACCGUGCUCGCCGCUGGCCCGGCGCCUGGACCAGCUGCGACGGAGGUCCUUCCGCAUCCGAGACUUGCUCAAGAACUCGGACUCCGAGCUGCCGUCUCGACCCGCCAGCCAGAACAGCUACGACAGCCGGCUCUGGCAGUUCGAGGACUCUGACUGCGAGGUGAAGCUCAAGGACCGUUCCCCGGACGACUACAAGCUGGUGUUCAUCAGUUCGGACUCGUCGGAGGAAGACUCCGAAGCCGAAGCGUCUCGCGUAUGGCUCCUGCUACGGUCCAGACUCGCGCUGGGGCCGGAGGGCUCCGUGUACGUCGAGGAUACGUCUGACUGGGAGUUCGCGUCCGACGAGGACGAUUGGGCGCUGUCCUGCUCGUCGGACGGAGGUUCUGACUCGUACGUUGCCGGCGGUGGGGCGCCCUGUUGUGCGGCGGAGGAGCGGCAAGGCGUCGGCGCGGGACCGCAGGUGGUCGACCCCGAGCAAAGGUCGCCCGAGGAGGCGAGAGGCGAGAAAGGGCUCGGCGAAAGGGGCGCCGCCGGCAGAAUGGGAGGACGCGUCGGCCCAGAAGGGACGCCCAGUGACGACGACGACCAAGACCCAACCUGUUUCUCGGCCGUCGUUGCUAUUCUGGCAGAGCAGCGGGUGCCGGACAAUCGUCGGGACGAGUCUCUACCGGCUAAUCUGCACGCCGUACGCGGCGGCGGGACGGCCGGCGUAGGAGAACCGGGCCAAGAAGUUUGCCCCGCUGCUGGCUUGGCCGCUGCUCCACCUGUCGUUGACUCAGCGGCGCCGGAAGCGGGAGAGGGCAGCGGCGCCGACGACGACGCCAUCGCGGGACGGCCGAGAGACUCGCUCGCUCGGGACGAUGCGAUCAUGGUCGACCGCGUCCCUUUGACGUUGGCCCGGGGACCCGAACCGAUUGCGGCCGGCCCGUCCGCGGAUGGCUGCCCGCGAGAGGAGGCCCCCCGCCAACGCGCCUCCGAGGAACAGCAGCCGGCGGCGGACAAUGCACCUGAGACGGCCAUUGCCAACAUGGCCGACGCUCUUCGGGACACCGGGCAAGGUGUGCGGGAAGUGGGACAGCUUGAAGAGAGCGGCGCCCCCGCUGCCGCCAACCCGCAGAUGAGUUCGGCCGCCGCUGGAACGGAAGGAGUCGCCACAGCUGCGGUGGACAUCGCCGUCGACGCGGACGCAGCGACGGACCCCGAGCCAGCAGCUGCGCGCGAGUGUGUUGUGCACCAACAGGUGGCCGCGGUUUGUGUUUCGGAUUGCGAAGCGGGCGUCGAUCUCGACGCAGAGGAUGCGACCCAGGCAACUUGUGCUCCCGCUACUACGGCGGACAGCGCUUCCGAGUCGACGGUCGGUGAGUUUGCGCCCGGCGGUUCGAAGUCGAACGACUCCGUGAGCGUCGUCGUGGACGCAGUCGUCUCGGCCGCCGUUACGGACUCUGUGUUGGACUCGGUGCUGGAUACCCCCGUUAUGAGAGAAAAAUGCGUUGAUCUCGAAGGCCUCGUAGUUUCUACGCUCGAGAAAUACUUCACGGAAUCGUUCGAAUGUCACGACAGCGGGUCUGACGUGCACCGUGAUGCGCCUUCGAUACGGGACUCGGAGAUUCGUGCCGUUCCGUCAGCUCCGAGCGCGACACCCCCCGCAAGUUCGGAGACGGCGCCUCGGUCGAACGAAGCGAGCGACGCGUCCUGCGACGAGGAAGAAGAAGAAGAAGGCAUGUUCAGCGAUGCGUCGACGUCGUCCGACGACGCGAUGUAUAUUUCGCCUAUGCCCAGACUCAAUCCCGCGCAGUACGGGAACCCGCUGUCCUAUUCUCUGCACACCAUUCUCGAAGAAAGUUGUGAGGAGAGCGAGCGCAGUUCUAGAGCGACGACUCCCAUCACGAAAAACCCGUCUUCAGAAUUAGAAAAAUACUUUAGCUUUGCGAUUGGCAAUGCGUCACUGGAAGAAAUCCACAAAAGGUGGUCCGUGGCUACGAGUGAAGAGUUCAGUGAUUCCGUAUCUGAGACAUCCGGAGUGGAUGACAUCGAGGUAAUGGAUGAGGACCCAGCAGUUCUGGCGUCGUCGAGGCUUGAGAAGUAUUUCACAUCUGGCCUCUUGGGGAAUGGCCUCUUUCACUACCCGGACGAUGCCGAAUACACGGAUGAAAGUGGAGGGGUUAGUAGUGAGGAUGAAGGCAAAAAGUCUGAGGCGAAAGAGGAGGUUACAGAAGACAGCUUGAGGAGUGCUUUUGAAGUUGAGGGUUCAUACAACACCAUCAAAAGAAAGAAAGAAAAUGAUGUUGGCUCAGGUGAUGUGCCAGCAACUGAAGUUGUGGACCUUGGUGCUGUAAAAAAGGACGAGGAUGCAACAAAAAGAGAAAAUGCUGACACAAAGUCAAAUGAACCAACUAACAUUACUAUGAAAAAGGAAGCUGAUGGACUUGAUGUCACCUCAGUAGCAGAUGAUGACAGCCUUUUAGACCAGUCUGACUCUACAGUGAAUCACUCAGACUUCAUGGAAGAGAAACCUUUUGAGGCUUCAAGUACAAAUAUUUCAUUGCCAUUAGCUGAACUUGACAACCUUGAAACAUCAAUCAGUCCAAUCAUGAGGGACGUGCAAGUGGAAAGACAGCCAUCUUUAAUGGAUUCUGCAGGAGAGCUAACAUCAGGAAUCGAAAGCAUGUGUAAUAGCUCGAACAGUGAAGCCACGUUCAAGCCCCACAACUUCCUGAUGGGCAAAAUAAGUGUUGCAACAGAUGAAGACGUUGUGAGCAUCCAUAGCCGCUCUUCCUCCACAGAUGGCUAUUCCGACGAAGAAGCAGCCUACAUUGUGAACAGAGUGAUUGCUCACAUAUCCGGAACAAGUGAUGAAGCGGAGAAGAUGGACGAGAACAUCACCCCCUGGAAGGCCCUCUUGGAGUCCCAGAUAACGCGCUUGAUGCAGACGGUGUCUCCUGCCGCUCUCUCUGGAGAGAGCAGUUGCAGCAGCACCAUUGGGAGCAACAACAGUGACUAUGGAAGUGACACUUUAGAGUCCGGGACUUACUCUUCCACUGAUGAAGAAGGAUCCCCCAAACUGCGACAUCACAAGAAAACUGUCACUCGGGGUUCUGGCAAGCAGCCAGCUUCCAAUGAGGAAGCUGAGAGACACCUUGCAGACAACAUAAGUGGGCACAGCACCGAUUCUACCAUCUCUGAAGAGACCAUGUUCAUCUGUAGGCAACUCAUGCAAUCACUCAAGAUGCUUUCGGAUGAACAUGCUGGUUUAGACCAGAAAAAAGCUUCCCCCAUUAUUUCAGACCACAACCACAAUGACUAUAUGAAGGCUCAGGAAUACAUUCAAGACCAGAUUGUUGCUUUGAUGCAUACUGUUAAUGCCAGCCGUAACGGCUCUCCACUUCGAGAGAGAAGAAACAAACCUUUGGGCGUUACCGGUGGCUCAAGUGAGUGUUCAGAUGUGGACUCUCCUAACCUUUCAGAAAAGAAAAAGAAGAUGGGUAAGAACAAAACUCCAUCAGAGUCGGGAUCAGAGACAAUCUCAACUAGCAUCAGCAUUCCAAGCUAUGACUCUGACCACACUGCUACAGAAUCAGAGAUGUCCAACGAGAUGGAUGAACUGUACAAUCUGCUCGAGUCGUCGGGGGCUGCCCCAGCAGACAACAUCUCUCUAUCAAAGCUCUCCUGCUGUGAUGGAGAAGAGCCAUCAGACCACUUCAUUUUGUCACCCUUCCAAGUUCCAGGCCUCCGGUUGCAUUCAGGACAGGAAGUCUCAUUAAUACCUGCAUGUGAUCCAGCAGUCUCUAAGCUGGAGUUCCUGGAGCCAAGCUGUGACCUUCCACAGUUAAGCACAGUGACAGUGGAAGAAAAGCUAGAGCUUCCUGGUAUGUACAGUAUGGCAAGCGGAGGUGCCGGAAAAUGUGACAGCUCGUCGACUCUAACUACAGGCUCGGAUCUAGACUUCUGUGGGAGCGUUGAAACAGUCUUGGAAGUUUGUCCCAAAGCCGGCGGCAUCUCUCCUGAGCCCAGCGUUUCUCCGACUGGAACCUCUGCCGACAAGUCACGUUCAGAAUCGUCUCUUUACAUUAAGGCACGGAAGGGGCUCAGCCAGCGGAAGCUCGUUGUCACGCGGAGCAGCGACAGCCUUGCACCGUACAAGAAGGCAAGCGGGGAGUCUCGCCUAGCUCUGCAGCUCUUCCGAUCGAGAGGAACAUCGAAAUCCGAACAUUCCAUACCCGACACAACAACCAGCGAAGACAAAGAGGACGUCUCGGAUGCGAAUCGAGCUGCCGAUGGUCUGGCCAAAAGAAUUGGCAGCAAGGAAAAGUCGUCGAGUGAGAACAACCUAUCCCUUGCCACCUUCCCGGACACAGAACGAACAACCUCAAAAUUCUUGGGCACUAAAUCCGUGGGUAACAUUACAGAUCUCGAGGGCAACCCUGGGAAGAGUUCCUGCUUCCGUGACACGGGGUAUUACUCUUUCAAGUCGUCUGAAGAGAGUGUCCUUAGCUUGGAUGACCCUGGCAGUCGGCCACCCUCCGGCUCGCUGACCAAGCAGAAGUCACUCCAGUCGUCCGAAACUAUUCCUGAGGUUGAAGAAGAGCCCGUGCGACCAGCAAGAACGUCGGGGCCUGCUUCGGCCAAAACUAACUCGCUAAGCUCGGGCAGCAUUCCAGACUCUGUGUUCGCCGUGAACAGCGACUGCAAGUCAAGUACGCUUCCGUCGAAUCUGCGCAGCAAAGUUGUUCGACCAACUCCACACUCGUCUUCAAUGGUUUUGAGGCAGCGCCACUUUUCAUCAACUUUUUUUUCUACCUCUGGAGUACUGCGCAAGCUGACGGCGCUUAAAGCAGACGAAAGCAGCGGCUCUCACCGUUCUUCACCUCGCAACCGCUUAAGGGGACGCAAUCGACACUCGUCAGGAGGCAGCGAUGACUCCAACAGACUGCUGCCCACCAUCUCCAUUGUAGGUGCCGAUGAGACCUCAUCCAUGAAGAGCAGUGCAGACAGUACGGACAGAGACAGCAGCCACCGGGACGAAGAACUGGAGCGUCUUUACACCUCCUGCAGCCGCAGCCAGACAAGCUUGUCUUCCAUUGGCGUAAGCGUACGGAGCGAGAGCAUGACAAGCGUCUACAGUGCCGCUGGAGGUGGCCGCUACGGCACGGUGGCCGUCACGGGAGAGGCCCUCUUCGCCAUCGUGUACAACUACAAGUCCGGCCUGCUAGAGGUGCACGUCAAAGAGUGCCGCAACCUGGCCCCCGUCGACACCAAGCGAAAUCGUUCCGACCCGUACGUGAAGGUGUACCUGUUACCGGACAAGACCAAAAGUGGCAAGCGCAAAACCAAAGUGAAGAAGCACACCCUCAACCCUGUGUUUGAAGAGGUGCUGAAGUUCCGGGUGACCAUGAGUGAGCUGCAGGCCCGGACCCUGUGGCUCUCGGUGUGGCACAGCGACAUGUUUGGCCGCAAUGACUUCCUGGGCGAGGUGAUGCUGCCCCUGACCUACGACACCCUCGAGAAGACCGACGUCAAGUGCUACUCUCUACAAGAGAGGUUUGAGUCCCCGGAGACCCCCCUGAGCUACAAGGGGGACCUGGUGUUGGCACUGAAGUACAUGCCUCCAGACGUGACGCACCGCACGUCCAGGCAGGGUCCCAUCCGAGGUUCCCUCCACGUGCUUGUCAAGGAGGCACGCAACCUCAUGGCAACGCGCUCCAACGGCACCUCUGACCCGUUCUGCAAGAGUUACCUGCUGCCAGACCGUACCAAGGGCAGCAAGCAGAAGACCCCCGUGGUGAAGAAGAGCUGCAACCCCAAGUGGAACCACACCUUUGUCUACCCGGACGUGUCGCUGGAGGAACUGAAGGACAGGUGCCUCGAGCUGACCGUCUGGGACUAUGACAAGAUCACCAGCAACGACUUCCUCGGGGGCGUCCGCUUGGGGCUCGGCACGGGAAAACUCUAUGGACGUGACGUGGACUGGAUGGACUCGCAAGGAGAAGAGCUGACUUUGUGGCGCUCCAUGUUGGAGAGGCCUAACCUUUGGAUCGACGGAUCCUUGCUCCUCCGACCCACCCUGCAGUCCAAGCGCUGAGAGGGGUGCAAUCUCGUCUACAGAAGUCCCCACUGAUCCCUAGAGGGGAGCUACUACUGCCAGAAGGAAAAGACUGCCAGCAAUCACUGGGUCCUCGGCGCUGGGAGUGGUCUAGACGAAGGGUUGAGGUACCAAGCUUCCAGUGGCGCCACCAAACGUUUUAGUACCAGGGAGGCAGGGUGGUCGUCUGGUGCCUGAUACGUCGAAGCCAAAGCCACAUGUGUACAUAGUGAAUGAAACUGUGCUCAAGGAUGCAAGGUGUACAUCUAAGCAAGUGCUACAUCAACCCUCUAAGGCAUAUCAAAAAUGGACUGCAUUUAAGUUGGCGUCAAGGAGUGUUUUCUAACCGCUUGAAGAAAUCAUGGUUUCCUCGCUGUUAAAUCUGUACAUACUCUUUCCAGCCUGUUGCACUCUGUUGCACUACGGUUGUUGUUGGCUGUUCAUUCCAUUGCAAUCGAGUUGCUUAUCACGUCACCGCUUAAGACGCCGAUAUGUUGUUGUACCGGCACACUGUGCUUGUGUGGGUAACGCAUGCUGCUAAGGCAAAUUACCUUUCUAAUACAUAUACAUGUGUUUUUUGUUGAUUUGAGGGAAGUGCUUAAAAGCAGCAUGAACUGUUUCUCAUCGUUCGAUAAUUUAUUUUUAUAAAUGCUUCACGUGGACAAAAUUGCUUCUUUUCUUCACAUAUGCCUUCACCACUCGAUACAUUGUGCUGUGUAUGGACAUUAAUUUUUUUUGGACGUCAGCCUUGCGAUGAGUGAACUGUGCUUCUUGUGAUGCUUUGUUCUGACAAGCACUGUUGUAAAUUUAUUUUGGCACUGUACAUAACAGAGUGUAUAAAAUGACCAGAUAUUCUAAAAAGUGUUAUUGCUCACACUUGUUUCUAAUUCACGUGUGGCACGAACAAAGCUGCAGUGUCUCUUGAAGCUUUCCUCAAACAUUUCGGGACAUGUUACUGCACUGUGUCUAAUGUUUCUUUUUCUCAAGAUGACCUUAUUUUAAUAAAAAUUACCUUGUAAUUUUUAAAAA
This is a messenger RNA of Ixodes scapularis (black-legged tick), 10068 nucleotides long. RefSeq lists its product as uncharacterized. The record is from RefSeq and is a predicted model, not a curated record. Lineage: Eukaryota; Metazoa; Arthropoda; Arachnida; Ixodida; Ixodidae. Gene Ontology annotation, molecular function: small GTPase binding; neurexin family protein binding. Gene Ontology annotation, biological process: exocytosis; intracellular protein transport. The transcript is spliced from 13 exons. Gene Ontology annotation, cellular component: exocytic vesicle; plasma membrane. Bases 1474 to 9039 code for a protein of 2521 amino acids.